AGAAGAACACAUACAUUGUAGGUACCGGAUGUUGAAGACUGGCAAGCUCCUUCAGCCGAGCAGUGGUAGCUAAAUAAUGCCAAUUUAACCGAAUUUCUUGCAUAUGUUAUGUGACAGUAGUUAAAUGAUUUAACUGCUUCUUAUAUCAAUUCGUCCAUCUACUAUAGAGUUUGGCCAACUGGCUUGUCAAGUUGUUUUGCCCGGCAGCAAAGCUACGGUCAAAGUUAUACAGUGUUAGCAACUAGCUAACGUUAGCCACAUUGGAACAGCUGAUGCAUUUGGUGUUGCAGAGAAUACCGUUUAAAAAUAUAUAUAUUAACAACAGGGACUUUUGUAUGAGGUGUGAAACUGUUAGAUGGCUGCCCGACAACCCUUCACAGAUUUAGACACUGCCGACGAAGCAGUGAGGUCGACUUGUGACGAUGCAACGACAUGCAAAAGAUAUGCAACCAGUAAAGGCUACUGGACGGACCCCUAUGUCCAGUAUUUUGUGAGGUCGGUAGGGGAACGAAAAGCUCCAGAAAUUAACAGAGGCUACUAUGCCCGCGUGCAGGGAAUGAACCACCUCCUGGAUGCCUUCCUCAGGAAAACAAAGUGUGACUGUCAGAUAGUGAACCUGGGGGCAGGGCUGGACACCACUUUCUGGAGGCUAAAGGAUGAAAACCUCAUGCCUAGAAAAUACUUUGAAGUUGACUUUCCAAUGAUUGCUGCCAGGAAAAUACACAACAUAAAGACAAAACCACCACUGUCAAAACCUCUCAUUGAGACCCACUCCACAGACUCACUAUUACUAGAUGGCCACAGUCUAGACUCAGACAGGUACUGCAUCAUCGGUGCUGACCUCAGGGACAUCCCAGGCCUAGAUGACAAACUGAAGAAGUUCCACCUCAACCCAGAGUUGCCUACGUUGUUCCUGUCAGAGUGUGUGCUGGUCUACAUGACUCCAGAUCAGUCAUCCAAGCUGGUGAACUGGGCCUCAGUCACCUUCCACACAGCCAUGUUCGUCAACUAUGAGCAGGUGAACAUGCUAGAUCGUUUUGGCCAGGUGAUGAUUGAGAAUCUGCAGCGUCGUCAGUGUAAUCUGGCAGGAGUGGAGGUGUGUCAGUCACUGGAAUCGCAGAAGGAGCGCUUCCUAAAGACGGGCUGGGAGAAUGCAGAUGCUCUGGACAUGAUGACUGUGUACAGUGUUAUACCUCAGGAUGAUGUGGCAAGAAUAGAGCGUCUGGAAUUUCUGGAUGAGAAGGAACUUCUGCAGCAGCUCCUCCAACAUUACAGUAUCUGCUGGGCCACCAAGGACAAGCUCAAGCUAGGACUCUCACAAGUUGCUUUCUGAACCUGGACUGGACCGUCUGUCUUAAGCCUGUUUCUCUGUGCCAUGAUCAACACCACCAUGUAAGGAAGAAGGAACCUGUUAACAUCAGACUCCAGUCCUGUCUGUCUUUGUUUCAAAUAAAGUGGGAAACUUCUGGCAUCAGCAGAAUUCUACUUAAUGUGUUUCCUUUGCAUCCCAUAAGUGCACCCACUGUCUCCCAGUAUGUUUUUGUGAAAGAAAAGAGAAGUUUGUGCUGGAAGUGUGAUAUGAAUGACAAGACACUGGAAAGGACAGAAUCCCUAGACUUCAUUUCAUUGUUUCUAAUGUACCUUCAGACAACAUUGAGCUGGAUGUUAGAGAAAGUACAAGCCAGGUACCGGUCAAGUUUUUAAUGUGCCAUUGCUGUUUUGUGAACUAAAAUGUUUAUUUAUUAAGACAAUAGAAAUGUUUUGCCAAGACUGAUAAUUUCGUACAAAUAGAAAUGGAAAGUUGAUACAUCGAAUGCACUUAAAGAUUUCUUUGAUUCAAUUAGGAAAUUGCUGGAUUUGCAAUAGCAAUAUAUACAUUUGCAUGUAACAAGGAUUCUAGUCUGAAAGAAAUAGGAAUGGCAUUUUCAAUCAGAGCAAACUAAUUUCAAGUCCUUGCAGGUGAUACAACAGUACCAAUGACACGACAAUGCAGGUCUAUAGAGGUUGAAUAAAGCUGUUAAUAUGUGUUUGAA
Molecule: messenger RNA, 2033 nt
Organism: Salvelinus fontinalis (brook trout)
Lineage: Eukaryota; Metazoa; Chordata; Actinopteri; Salmoniformes; Salmonidae
Gene: lcmt1
Product: leucine carboxyl methyltransferase 1
Exons: 11
Coding region: 356-1333 (325 amino acids)
Biological process (GO): C-terminal protein methylation
Cellular component (GO): cytosol
Molecular function (GO): protein C-terminal leucine carboxyl O-methyltransferase activity
Source: RefSeq, a predicted model, not a curated record